Trichosurus vulpecula (common brushtail) is the source of this 930-nucleotide messenger RNA. Its product is annotated as vomeronasal type-1 receptor 4-like. Gene Ontology annotation, biological process: G protein-coupled receptor signaling pathway. The coding region runs from base 1 to 930 and encodes 309 amino acids. Gene Ontology annotation, molecular function: pheromone receptor activity. Lineage: Eukaryota; Metazoa; Chordata; Mammalia; Diprotodontia; Phalangeridae. The record is from RefSeq and is a predicted model, not a curated record. The transcript has a single exon. Gene Ontology annotation, cellular component: membrane.
AUGUCUCCUGAUGAAAUCCUGAGGAUUAUCUACCUGAAUCAGAUAGUAAUUGGGGUACUAGGGAACUCCUUCCUCAUAUUUAUAUAUAGUUUUAAGUUCAAGAGUACUCACAAAACAAGAUUGCGAAUUCUGAUUCUCAUCCAAUUUCUCUUUACCAACAUCCUGAUACUUCUUUUCAGGGGAAUUCCCAAGGCAAUGGAAGUCUGGGGGUUAAAAUAUGCUGUGGAUUCUACAGGGAGUAGAUUUCUAACCUACCUUCAGAGAGUGACUCGUAGCCUUUCCCUCUGUAGUUGCUUCCACCUGGUUAUCUUCCAGGCCAUCACCAUCAGUCCAAACAGCCCCAUAAAAGCAGAGCUAAAAACCAGGGCUCUGAAGGGCAUCUUUCCCUCCUGUCUGACCUGCUGGGUCCUGAAUCUACUGAUAGAUGCAGUUCUGCCUGUCUACAUCAUUGGUUUCAGGAACAGAACACAGAGUAAUGAGGAAGAGAACAUUGGAUUUAGUGCUUUAGACCUUCAUGCAAAGAAGACUAAAAGGUUCCUAAUCUGGAAGUUUCUUCAUGAUGGUUUUUAUGUGGGUCUCAUAGCCAGCACCAGUGUCUAUAUUGUGCUUUUCUUGUGCAGACAUCACCAGCAAGUUCAGCACAUUCACAUCACUACCCAGUCUCGAAGAGCCUCGCCAGAGAUCCAUGCUGCUACAGCCAUCCUGCUACUGGGGAGCACCCUUCUUAGCUUUAAUUUAAUGAGUUCCAUUUUUGUGAUGUAUAUGACUUUUUCUAAGGUUUCUAGUCCUGUUUUGCUUCAUGUCUCAGUUUUUCUUUCUCUGUGCUUUCAAAUAGUUAGCCCCUUUAUACUGCUCAACAGUGACACUCAGAUCAUGAGAUUCUGCUGCGCUCAUUGGUGGAUGCAAAGACUAUGGGGAGAAAAUUUGUAA